AUGUCCAUCACGCUGCACACCUCUCUUGGCGACCUCAAGAUUGAGGUCUUUUGCGAGAGCGUCCCCAAGACCGCAGAGAACUUUCUCGCCCUCUGCGCGUCCGGCUACUACGACGAAUCGCCCUUCCACCGCCUCAUCCCAUCAUUCAUGGUUCAGACCGGCGCCCCCGCCCAUCCGGAUCCCGCCGCCGGCAACCCCAAGGGCGGCCGGUCGAUCUGGGGCGGUGCUUUCGACGACGAGAUCCGGCCCUCCCUGCGGCAUACCUCCCGCGGCGUAGUCUCCAUGGCCAACAAGGGGCCCGGCACGAACGGCUCCCAGUUCUUCAUUACGUUCGACAAGGCGUCGCAUCUCGAUGGGCUCAACACCAUCUUCGGCAAGGUCAUCGGCGACGACUCGCUCGCGACGCUCGCCAAGAUGGAAAAGGUCGAGGUGGACAAGAAGAGCCGCCCCAAGGAGCCGUUUCGCAUCGAAAAAGUGACAAUUCAUGCGAAUCCGCUGGCCGGAUGA
Purpureocillium lilacinum is the source of this 507-nucleotide messenger RNA. Its product is annotated as peptidyl-prolyl cis-trans isomerase cyp10. Gene Ontology annotation, cellular component: catalytic step 2 spliceosome. Gene Ontology annotation, molecular function: peptidyl-prolyl cis-trans isomerase activity. The record is from RefSeq and is a predicted model, not a curated record. NCBI's taxonomy places the organism in Eukaryota, Fungi, Ascomycota, Sordariomycetes, Hypocreales, Ophiocordycipitaceae. Gene Ontology annotation, biological process: protein folding; protein peptidyl-prolyl isomerization.